Acyrthosiphon pisum (pea aphid) is the source of this 1323-nucleotide messenger RNA. RefSeq names its product KAT8 regulatory NSL complex subunit dim gamma-tubulin 1 (gene dgt1). Lineage: Eukaryota; Metazoa; Arthropoda; Insecta; Hemiptera; Aphididae. Gene Ontology annotation, cellular component: NSL complex. The coding region runs from base 225 to 1028 and encodes 267 amino acids. The transcript is spliced from 2 exons. The record is from RefSeq and is a predicted model, not a curated record.
GUGUGUGUGUGUUUGUUCUGUGCUACAUCACAAUAAAUUUACAAUAUUUACAACUGCCCAGUGAGAAAAUAAUAAACCUAAGUAAUAACUAUUUAAAGUAAUCACUAAUCAGUAAUCAUUAGUCAUAAUUCGUAGUUCGUACGUGAAACGUAAUAAAAUAUGUAACAGCGUUAAAUAUCUCUUGUAGGUAUAGUUGAAACGUUAUUAAACUAUACAUUGGAAAGAUGGAAGGAAAAAAACAAAUUGAUUUAAAAAAAGAAUUUGGUCAUUAUGCUACCAAAUAUAAAAGUUUAAACCCGUUCAAUGAAAUAGACUCAAAAAAACUUCUCAAAGAAAGAUAUAAACAAAACUUAGAUGAUUCCAAACCAUUGGAAGACGAAGAACCAACUAAAACUGUUACUGUGGACUUAUUCAAACAAAUUCCAUUGCUAGAGGACAUAGAUUUGACCAAAUCAGACCCUUUGUGCAAUAUGCCAAAACUUUCUGAAAAAGAAGCUGUACGUAGAGUGAGGAAUAAAUUUAUACGGCUACAAUUGUUAUAUGCACAAGAAUACAGAUAUUUAUUAUUUAAAUAUCGAGUAAAACGUCGUGAAUACUUAAUAAAUAAAAAAUGUGAUUCUGAAUCAUAUGGACAACUAAAUAAAUCAAAAUGGACAAAUGAUGAAGAAUAUGCAAAAUUCCGUAAGCUAAAACUAUUGCAACAUUAUCAAAAAAUGACAAUAGGACAAGAGGCUGUAGUAUUUAAAACAGCAAUGGAUAGAAAAAUAAGAGCCACUUCAUUACUAAACAAUAAAGGAAAAUCACAUCUUCCACAUUGUACAUAUGUAGAAAUGGGUAUAAAAUGCACGGGAAAAAUGAUACCAAAAAGUAAGUAUUGCAGGAAACAUAUCCUCAAAGAUCCGAAGCAAAUUUUAUUCAGAGCUUGCAAUGUUCUUCAAAGUGAUAACCAGUGCCAAGAGCCAAUUGUUAAUUUUGAUACCAAAUCUACAUGCGUUUUGCAUGAAAAAUUGCCAAUGCUUCGAGAUUAAAUAUUUAUCUAUAGAUAUACUUCAGAGUAUAUUAUUAUUUAAUGUACUACAAUUAAGGUCACCAGCUGAAUAAAUUUUUCAGUUAAUUGAGUACUCUCGUUUAAAUUUAAACAAUUCUUAAUACCAUAUCUAAAAUAAGUUUUAUAUAAUUAAUUAAUUCAUGAUUACUUAGUUAUAUAAUAUAAACUAUGCUGUUAAGUAUUAGAUAAUAUUAUAUAAUAUGUGUCUUAGUGUAUGGAAAUUUGUGUGUAAUAAAUAUAAUUUGCUAUUGAAUUAAAUGAAACAAUAUUCGAUA